Messenger RNA from Toxoplasma gondii ME49, 1644 nucleotides. Its product is annotated as transporter, major facilitator family protein. Gene Ontology annotation, molecular function: transmembrane transporter activity. The transcript has 6 exons. Gene Ontology annotation, biological process: transmembrane transport. The coding region runs from base 1 to 1644 and encodes 547 amino acids. NCBI's taxonomy places the organism in Eukaryota, Apicomplexa, Conoidasida, Eucoccidiorida, Sarcocystidae. The record is from RefSeq and is a predicted model, not a curated record.
AUGGAGCCGCGCGCUCCUCCCCGACUGUCUGUCUCGUCGCCCCGACGUGAGUCCGGGGCAACUGUGCCGUCUCACUCCCCGUCAACGCUUCUGUCUUGUGCGAGUUCCGAGACUGCGACUGAGAAGAGACGCAGGUGGACCGGCGUCCUCUCCGUGUUUGGAGGCGUCCUCGUACACGUCUGUCUCGGCACCGUGUACACCUGGGGCACACUUGCGGUGUACGUGGUCAGUUACAUGCGCCUUUUACAAAUUCAGAGCCUCCAAGCUACAAGCGACGCGUCGACUCUGCUGGAACGAACCUCGGAGGAAGACGGUUCUUCUCUCUCGGUCUUCGCCUUCGCCUCUGCUCCCUCCCUCGUGCGUCUCAGCGACUCUGCGUGGGUCCUCGCGAGCCAGUUCGCCGGGAUGACCCUUGGCAUGCCGCUUGGUGGGAUUGCUCAGAAAACUCUGGGGCCUUGUCGAACAGUUAUUCUCGGAGGCGCGCUGAUGAGUUUGGCUGUUGGCAUGGCGCCCGUUUUACUGCAUUCCUAUGCGCUCUUCGUCACGGUCUUCGGGGUGAUUCAAGGAGUGGGCCUCGGUCUCGCAUACACCGCGCCGCUGCUCUGUGGACUCGCUUGGUUCCCCGAAAAAAAAGGAAUUGUGAGUGGCGCAAUCACGGCAGGAUUUGGAACAGGCGCACUUUUGUUUUCGCCUUUACAAGCUGCAUUUUUGAAUCCUCUAAGCAUCGCCCCCUCUCAGGCUCCGUACGCGUCUCACCCCGCAGAGCUGUACUACGACGUCUCUGACUCUGAUCAACUUGAAAUCCUUUUGCGAGUUCCGCGUCUCUUUCGACUUCUCGCCGUCUGCUACCUCCUCCUCGUGUCCGCCGGUGCGGCGCUCCUUCGCGUACCCGCCGCUUCACCGGGUGUCCGUACACCCGGCGCGUCGGCUUGCGUCUUCGACGAGGAAGCCGCGUUAGUCAAGAGCCUAGAACGGGAAGAAGUGCGAGACGAAACGCGAGAAGAAGCGCGCGCGACUGUGUCUGUCAGGACGGCGCUCGGGUCUUGGACUUUCUGGAGUCUGUGGACUCUCUUUUUCCUGAACGGCCUAGCAAUUUGCUUCACCGCCUCCUUUUGGCGCCUCCUUGCGGUGGACCGAAACACACGAGCGUACAUCCUCACUGAGACGCAACUCGCUCUCGUCGGCGCAGCAGCCAGCGCAUGCAACGCCGUCGGCAGGCUCGCCUGGGGACACCUCGCCGACAAACGAGGCUUCCAAACUUCUCUCAUGGGUCUUAGCGCGCUGUGGAGUCUCUUGCUCUUCUUCCUCCCGAACGCUGCACCGAAAGGAGGCUUGUGUUACGCGUUGGCGGUUUCGGGGAGUUUCUUUUGUCUCGGGGGAAACUUCUCGGUUUUCCCUUCGGCGGUUGCCUCGGUCUUCGGUCCAGAUGCGAUCGGUCACCUCUACGGUUUUAUCUUCGGCUCCCAGCUCGCUUCGUCUCUCGGCUUCGCUUACCUCACUCAGCGAGUGGCGCAAACGAUCGGCACAGACGGCCUGAGCACGCUCAUGGGCCUCUGCACAGCACUAACCGCCAUGUCCGUUUUCUGCCUUCCUGCCCUUUCUCCGACACCCAGGAAACGACACUCUUUUCAGAAACAGUCAUGA